AUGGAGAUGUUGGCCAAGAAAGUAUACGAAGGCAAUGGUGGGUCCUACUAUUCAUGGUCCCCCGCCGAGCUUCCCCAAGGCAACAUUGGUGCCGCCAAGCUUGCUCUCGACAAAAACGGCUUCGCUCUUCCUCGUUACUCUGACGAUCCUUUACGACCAUCUGGAGUGGCUGGAAUAGUGCUGCUGUCUGACUCAGAAGAGAAGGUUGUUGCAAUCAAGAAGGUUUUUUCUGACUGGUUCCAAUGGAAUCUUCACCGUAGGGUUUUGGAGACAACCGUGAAAGCUGUUAAUUUGUUCAUUGUGCCAAGGUUCUUUGUGGUCUCAAAGAUUGCUGAUCCUGAUGGACUCGAGUGGUUCUCUAUCAUCUCCACCCCUAAUACUAUAUUUACCCACUUGGCUGGAAGUUCUUCCGUGUGGAAGGCUUUAUCACCUUCGGUUCUGCAAGCUGCUUUCAAUGUAGAUCCAGAAGUUGAGCAACUGUUCCGUUCAAAGAGGACUGCCGAUGCCAUUUUCUUCCCUCCACCAAACUAGAUUAAGCAUUCCAUUGCUUGCUUGUAAAGAUUCCCCAUCCUAUACACCGGAAAGUUAAAAGGGGAAAUGUCUUGUGGAAUUACUUUACUGUUUAAAACUACUAUUUUCUUUAUUAAUUAGGAAUUUCAACUAACCA
Glycine soja is the source of this 667-nucleotide messenger RNA. RefSeq names its product glutelin type-A 2-like. The record is from RefSeq and is a predicted model, not a curated record. The transcript is spliced from 4 exons. Bases 1 to 531 code for a protein of 176 amino acids. Gene Ontology annotation, molecular function: nutrient reservoir activity. NCBI's taxonomy places the organism in Eukaryota, Viridiplantae, Streptophyta, Magnoliopsida, Fabales, Fabaceae.